Messenger RNA from Menidia menidia (Atlantic silverside), 3553 nucleotides. The record is from the annotation of a GenBank genome assembly. NCBI's taxonomy places the organism in Eukaryota, Metazoa, Chordata, Actinopteri, Atheriniformes, Atherinopsidae.
CCAGGACACGCAUUGUACUUUUUUGUAGGAUGGUAAUUAAAUGCCGACCCACAGGGUUUAAUCAUUUGCUACACCAGGAAAUGAACAUGGUUGAGGUGUUUGGCUUUUCAGAAGCAGUGGACUUCUACCUUUAUGAGCUGGGCUCACACUUCCUGGUAAGCUGACAGUCCAAUGUGUUAUCUCACCGUAACAGUAGGUCUCAGAUCUGGUUCACAGGUUCUCACCGGACUACAUACGACAACAAGUCACCCGACAUUUAAUCAGGACAGCUACCUUUAUAUUCCCUUGUCAUUACAACACAGUAAGCAGCACGUGAAGAAAAACUUUUUUCAUCUUCAAGAAAGUGAGAGGAUCAGAGGGAUUUCAUGUCCAUUUACAGUAACGGAGGAGUCUUUAACCUGGCUUACCAUGACAGUGAGACACUGGAAAUUGACAAAAGGUCUUCCAGCAAAACCCACAGUAAUCCCUAUGCCAGGGAGACCCCGGCCUGGUGGGGUCAGAGGUCGGGGGUGAGCGGUGCGGCGGCCCGGGGAGCACCACAGGACGGCUGGCAGCGGGAGAGCUGGAGGGGAGGAGAGAGCAUCCCCAUGGGGCACAUCCCCACAGACUCAGGGCGUCCUCCGUGGCAGCACAGCAUUAAUCACAGUACAUUUCUCGUUGACCACGACUCUCAGUUCGUUCAGUCGCCUUCUGUUCGACUCCCUUCUGCACUGGCAGGAAACAUGUCAAUGAGAUGGAGGGGAAUGACGAUGAGACGGAUGAGUUUGUUUCCUCAUGCACAUCCUGCCCAUGCAGCCUUUACAGAGGAAGUCGUCCAGAGUGAGAUGGAAAAUGAGGAGAAAAACCUGGUCAAGGAACUUGUUGCCAUGUCAAUGCAAGACCAAACCAGAGCCAUCCGGGCUCUUCCAAUGAGCUUUGAGGAGAAGAAGCAUAUCAGGAAUCAAGUGCUGGCGUUGAAGUCUUCCAACAGAUCUAAGAAGUUCACGCUGUUGGCAGAGUUCUCUGAAAACGCGUCCCUGUCUCUCCGCAGAUGUGGGUACGGUGUGAAGUCAGCCAAGCAAACCCUGGAGCUGUGGCAGGGCAUCAUGAAGGAGAUCGGUGGAAAGUUUGGCUCCAGUGUUCUCACCUACUUCCUGUUCCUCAAGUGGCUUUUAAUGAUCAACAUUUUCUCCUUCCUGGUCAACUUCGGCUUCAUCACAAUCCCGCUCCUCGUUCAUGAACCUUCACCAAAGGUGCCUUCAAAUGUGAAGUUCAGAGGUCUGGAGUUCCUGACUGGAGCUGGUUACUUCAACUACACUGUCAUGUAUUACGGGGGCUACAGCAAUGAGACAGUCGGUGUUUCGGUGGAGUACGACAUGCAGCUGGCCUAUUUCUUCACCAUAGCCGUCUAUAUGGUGAUGUGCGGGCUCGUGCUAAUUUUCAGCAUGGCCAGCUCAUUUAAGAAGAACUACGUCCUGGCUGACCCCUCUUCCAACGGCGCAUGGCAGCUCUUGUGCAGUUGGGACUUCAGCAUAACCAAUGAGAGAGCCGUGAGGCAACGCAGGAGCAACCUCCGCGUCCAGCUCAAGGAGUCGUUAUCAGAGAAAGCCCAGAGGGAGUUGCUAACGUUAUCUGAAAAGCUGAAGGACUUUGGGGUUCAUUUGGGCUGCUGGGUUCUUUCCACCAGCUUGGCUGUUGGUUGUGGAGCCGGCAUCUUCUUCCUCUGCCAGCAUGAACAGCAGCGAGUUUCAGACAGCGGCAGCUGGUCUCCGGCCCAGGAAGCGGAGACUCUCCUGGUUCCCUUUGUGGUGUCUCUAAUGAACCUGGUUAUUCCGCUCCUCUACUCCCUCUUCAACAAGUUUGAACACUACUCCAGCCAACGCAAACAGAUUUACGCCUUGGUGGUCAGAAAUGUUGGACUCAGGAUGUCCAUUCUGGGUGUUUUAUGUUACUACUGGAUGAAUGUUGUGUCUCAGAGUUUUUCGUGUUGGGAGUCCAUGGUAGGGCAGGCUUUGUACCGCCUGGUGAUUUUUGACUUCAUCUUUCUGAUGCUGGGAUCCUUUUUCGGAGAGUUUCUUAGCAAGGUGAUCGGGACCAAACUACAACCAAAUCUCGGGCUACCAGAGUUUGAUGUGGCCAGAAACGUCCUCGAACUCAUCUAUGGACAGACUCUGGCCUGGAUUGGGAUCUAUUUUGCUCCUCUUUUACCUGCCAUCCAGAUCCUCAAAUUCUUAAUUUUGUUUUACAUAAAGAAGGUCAGCCUGACCCAGAACUGCCAGCCCCCACGGCGAACAGGCAGGGCGGCUCAGAUGCAAACCAUCUUCAUCUUUCUCCUCUUCUUUCCUUUCUUUGUGGGAGCCCUGUCAAUUGUUGCAUACACCGCAUGGAGUCUGACUCCCUCCGAGCAGUGUGGUCCCUUUCGGGGACUAAACAAUACCUUCAGUGCAGUCGGAGUCUGGAUAGAUCAUCUGGAAGACAUUCCAGGUUCUGACUGGGUGGUGUGGAUUUACCAGAACGUCAUCAGGAGUGAAAUCUUCUACUUUCUUAUCACGAUUAUCAUCCUUGUCAUCAUGUACAUCUUCUGGCAAAUCACUCAGGGGCGUAAGAAGCUCAUCAGCCUCCUGAGACAACAGAUUGUUAAUGAAGGGAAAGACAAGACCUUCUUGUUAGAUAAGCUGCAGAACCUCCAGAAAUCUCAACCCAAGAAUGCCAAACAAAGAAAACAAAAAGGGCACCAGUCCUUGGGAAGUCAGUCCAACUCUAGUGCUGUAGUCCAGGCUCUACUUGCUCGCCAACAGCUGGAGGAAGAGGACGAGAGGCAGAGCACGAGUGUAUCUUCUCCCUCGGAUGUUUCCACCUCCAGCGCUUUGAUUCAGGCCACGAUGGCCCGUCAGAGAGCUGAACACCUUCCCCACACGGCCAUAGAACCUCCAUCAAACCACGAUGCACUUGCACGGGCAAUGGAGGCCAGGCAGAGGGCCGAAAAUGAAGAGAGGAAUGAAUACUACAGCACAGAUUUCUCAGAAAUCCAAACCAACAGACCCAGUGCUGUCGCACAGGCCAUGGAGGCCAGGCAAAGAUCUGAGCGGGAGGGUGGGCUUCAGCAGGGGCCUUCUUCAACACAAAACCCUGCUCCUUCUGGCCCCAGCGCCCUCAUCCAGGCCAUGUUGGCCCGCCAGCAAGCACAGAAUGAAUACGAUGAUGGUUACUGAACAGGAGACUGACUUUAUCCUUCCACAGGGAGACGAAUGUGCAAAGAACAACAAAGGGAUUUUCAAGAGAUCCCAACUUUUAAUUAACUUGCACUUCAGAGAUGUGUUGAUUCCUCCAGACUAACCGUAUUAUGUCCCGCUAUACAUAGAAAGUCAAUAGGGUGGCAGCAGGGCAACAAGAGAGUGCUGGUUCACUUUUUUUAGCCAUCUUUUACACAAAUAUAUUUUUCUUUGAAGCCUUUUUCUGCACUGCACAUUGAGUAACUUUGCUCAAACAGAGCAUAAGUUUAUUCCUUUGUCAUUUAAAUGCAAUUUGCACACAAUAUUAGAAUAUCAGCCCUGCAAUGGACUGGCUGACCGUC